GGUUCUCAUAUAUUCGCUAAGAAUCCUGGGAUAUAACCGGAAGCUAUUUUGAAGUGUCCUUGUGGUGCUAGCUUGGUUGUGUUUACAGCGUUUAAUCAUGUUUAAGCACAUAAGGACUCUAAGGCAGGUUGCUGCUCGACCUUUUUCUAACAGCGCCUGCAGGCAGGUUGAAAACAAAGUCGCUGCCAAGCAGAAAAUGUUUCAGGAGGACAAUGGCUUGCCUGUUCACUUGAAGGGGGGCACCAAGGAUUCCCUUCUCUUCUCUGCAACAAUGGCCCUCACAGUCUUUGGAACCGGAUAUGUCGUAUACGAGUUGUUUCGAGCAGCGAUGCCCAAGAAGAAUGAAUAAAGUUCCUUCAUCUACGUGUUCAAUUUUCUGUUUUAUAAAACUUUCCGUGUGCACAGCAACAAUAUUUAUUCCUUGUUCUGUGGAUAGCUAAUAUCUAAUAAACAAUUCAUUCUACCUGCAAA
Messenger RNA from Tachysurus vachellii, 471 nucleotides. Its product is annotated as cytochrome c oxidase subunit 7A2, mitochondrial. Gene Ontology annotation, biological process: mitochondrial electron transport, cytochrome c to oxygen; mitochondrial respirasome assembly; regulation of oxidative phosphorylation. The record is from RefSeq and is a predicted model, not a curated record. The coding region runs from base 98 to 349 and encodes 83 amino acids. NCBI's taxonomy places the organism in Eukaryota, Metazoa, Chordata, Actinopteri, Siluriformes, Bagridae. The transcript is spliced from 4 exons.